UUAGCAGAUUCAGCCAAAUGCCCUGUAAAGCUACCACAGAAAUCCUCAGCAGACUGUAAAGUUCUAAGGGAAAACGGUCUUGUCGAACAGAGACGCAUAUUUCAGCUUGCACCACGCCCACCGCUACCCAUGCCUCUGGUGAAUAUGACCAUUGACCAGCUCAAGGCUUACUUCCUUCAAGAUGACUUUGCGAAAAAUUAUUUUCUCGGUUAUGGGUCCAUGCUUCUUAAAAACAAAGGUUUUGCGGCCGAGUGGAGAGCAAAACAUCCUGCAGAAAUAACUGGGUUCGAGGAGUACGAGGAUAUGUUUAACGAAUUCAGGAGGAAUAUAGGCAGUAAUGUAAGUGAGGUUAACGUUGUUUGCAUAUUUUAACGUAAUCCCUCGAGUCCCCCAGGAAUAAUCAACAUAUAUUUUCUCUUAACAACAUCAAUACACAAUCAAGGGAAAAAUAUCGAGAAGUAAUGAAAUGAUCACUUACGAUCGUGUAUCAAAUUCUCUUGACUAAUUUUCUAAGCAUUUGAAUGGCGAUCAGGCUGAAGAAUCUUUACCUUGAUGUUGGCGUGUAUCAAAUUCUCUUAACUAAUUUUCUAAGAAUUUGAAUGGCGAUCAGUCUGAAGAAUCUUUACCUUGAUAUUGGUGCUUAAAGGGUUAAACGCCGCCUUUGUUGAAGUUCAGCGUGCAGCUAUACCCCAAGUGAAAGAAACACUUAAGGUACCGAUCGAUGGGGUAAAGUACUGCAAUCACAUGAAGAUGCUUACCAUCAUUGCACAUUACAAUUAGAGUUUCCCUUUCUUCGGCUCCUUCGGUUCAGCUCAACCAUUUCUGGCGAAACUCAGGUGCUAGGUGUGGUAGCCAAAUGAAUAUAGACCCAACCGAGCUGGAUACUGUAGGUUGAUCGUGUCUAACAAUUGUACAUGUACAGUAUUGCCAAACUGUUUAGAGUAGUUAAUAAUGAUGAUUAAUCGGUUCCGUUUUAGGGUCUAAGAUAUUGUUGUUAUUUUCAUCAUCAUCAUCAUCAUCAUCAUCAUCAUCAUCAUCAUAAUUAUCAUCAUAAUCAUUAUUAUCGUUAUUAUUUUUAAUUAAUUUGUUUACCUUGCCUGUUUCCUUUCGCUGUAUCUAUUGAAAUUAUUGUAAUUAUUAAAAUUGAUUCUAUUUCAAUUCUACACGUCCAAUCUAUAUCUAGGGCAGUUCUGGCUUCUAUCGCUUCGCGUCAAGUGUAGAACCCUUUAAAGAUUUACUCAACGAUUGGCGAGAUGACGACAUCUUUGCUGAACAGAGACUAAGUGGAUGUAAUCCCAUGGUGCUUCGUAGGGUGACAGAAGACUCAGGUUAGUUAACAGUAAUCACCUAGGCUUCUACGCAGUCGUUCCCUGUGGCGUCACGCAACGUUGUGCACAGAUAUCGUUGUUGUUAUCGUUGCUCACGAUUGAGAUUAUAGAUGAACCUGUAAAAGUUUAUUGUCGGUACGCGCAUGUAAUUCUAACUUUUGCUCAUGCACUAAGGCCUAGGUCAAGAAUUUUUUGUGAUUUUUUUAUCGUGUUGUGUAAUCGUGACAUUUUCCUCAUUCCACCUGUUUAGAGGACGUGGGGCUAAAGUGGUCCGAGUUAAGACAAACCCUCAACCCAAACUACAACUGGGAAGCUGCUAUCCAGAAUGCUUCAAAUAGCACUGAACCAUUAGUUGAGGUUAAGUAUAAUCUACUGUUUUCUAUUUGAUUUUAAGUGGAAGGAAACUUAAGGAAGUAGACGGCACUUGCGUGGGGUCGGAGGCUCUCGCGGUUAGGGAACAGGGAUCCCCAGAGGAACCAAUGCAACCCGGCAGCAGAGGGGUUUCACAGUAUCUGUCUACUUAGAGUAGGACUUUUGCAACUUUGAACAACACACAGGUGGAAAGAUGAGCAAUACUGUCAUCAAUCAGUCCAUUUUUAGCUGGAAUAUUUGUCGUUCACAAAAUGACACUUUUGUUAUUUUUCAGUCAAAACGUUUUUUUUUAACUGACUCACGUGUACUGCGUAGAAGAGUUUCAAGCUUUUUGUGCAAUCGGCUGAGAUUGCAACGUAUAUAUCAUCCUAUUGAGCCUACCUUGAAAAGCAUAAACUAAUACUCAUUGUUAUUAUUCUGAUUUAUCCUUAGGAGAUAAGAAAUGGCAAUGUUUACGUACUCAGAUACGAGGUUUUUGACGACAUGGUAUCUUUUCCAGAAUCGGUUGAUCAGAAUGCCAAUCGCACAUUGUGGCCUUCAAAAUCGCCCGUGGCGCUUUUCGCCAUAAAAUCCGACGGAUUGGACAGACGUCUUCGCCCUGCAGCCAUUCAGAUCGAUUAUAAACCAGGUAUAGUCAGUUUAAGCGUUUUGGACUGAAUUUGGACGAAUUUACUCAACAACUGGUAAAAAUGUACUCGACGUCACAGGAACUUGGUAAUCAAAUGACUACAGGUGGUAACAUGAUUUCUGCAAGACCCUUCUGUCCCUAAAAUUUAAAAACGCAAACAAGGUUUUUAUCAAGCUCCUUUGCUGGUCGCCAGACUGUAGGCAGCCUGUUUCAGGCGUUCAGAUAGUGGAGGACAGCACAAAGAGAUAUGAGGAUGAAAGACAGCGAAGGGUGAUCCCUCUAACUUCACGCCACAUUUUCUGAACGCCUCAGAAGCGGAUCUAGAACCUAAUGUUAAGAGAGGACAGCUUAUCUAGACAGACCGUGAGAGUUCUUAGAUGAGGGAGGGAGCAAGGUGGCAAACUCGGAAUAACUUUUUCUCAGCCGUACGGGCCUCGGUUUGGAAUAGAAUUAUAGGGAAGGGGGUACCUACCCCAGAUCUUACACAGUUUAGAAAUUUGUUUCGUCUGGAAAGUUGCGCAAUUAAACAUUUCAGUUUCCAUCACUGUAAAUAGAUUCUCCUGUAUACUCGCCAAUGGAUGGAGACUCAUGGAUGCUGGCCAAGAUGGUUGUCCAAGCAACAGAUUACGUACACAGCCAAAUGGUAGAACAUCUCCUCAAGGCAAGCUAUCAUUUAUGUAAAAAAAAGAACUUAUCUUAUGCUAUCGGUUUCUCCCUUAUAGGGACUGCUGCUUUGCGCAAUGUUUGAUGGGGGCCUUCCUCUAUAAAAUUACAGUUUCCGAGCAAAUAAAGUAUAAUCUGAUUUCUAGCUACUUCGUUGGAUUAGUCGUCGCCGAUUUACAAAUAGCCUGCGAAUAGGGCCAUUUCUCCUCGUUCCUCGCCGUUUGCGACGUUUCGCGAGACGUCUUAAAAGCGACGACUAGCAAGGAGAGACCUCUACACUCGCAGGCUAAUUUAUAAGCACGUGCAGGUACCACUUUCGUAUCUUUUUUUCUUCGUCUUCUUUAUUUUUAUUCUCCUUCUCAGUUCACAUUCUUCUUACAAUUUUUUCCCUUAGAACACCUCCAUAACCGUCGCUUUUAAUUAAUCUUCAGAUCCAUCUUUUUGCCGAGCCCUUCUGCGUGGUUCUUUAUCGCUACCUCUCUUCCCAGCAUCCACUUCACGAACUUCUAAAAUAUCACUGUAGAGGUGUCAUCGCUACGAACACAAUUGGAUCCCCAUCGUUAGUCAUGAAGGGCGGCUACAUGGAUCAGCUAACAGCCAUGGGGGCAGCAGGAACUGUGUUACUGUUACAACGUGGUUACAAAACUUUGAGUUGGAAUGAUACAGAUUUCCGUCUUGAUAUCCAGGUAAAACACACUCAACUUCGUCUGUUACUGAAUGCGGACCCCUCGUGACCGCUAGCGUGCGAACAGCAGACGUUUCUCCUCGCUCAUCGCCGCUGAGGGAGGUUUCGCGAAACGUCCCUCAGCGGCGAUGAGCGAGGAGAAACGUCUGCCGUUCACAGGCUACGUGACCGCAGGUUGAUCUUAAUAUCGUGUAUUUGUUAUAGCGGCGAGCUAGAGGUGUUUCUUGUAAGAAAAUUUCAUUUGGGAGGAAAAGUAUUUUUUCUUUAUUUUCUAUUUACCAGAACGUCGGCUGAUGUGAAACUGACUAAUUAUAAAUUCAACCAAAAAGACAAAUAUGAUCAUAAAAAUGGAUAAAAUAUUUUUGGUUGUUUCCGCUGUUAAAAGAUGUCACUCAAGUAGUAUAGUAAGGUGCAGUUAGACCCUUUUUGAGUGUGUGAAGGUGGUGGUUUGUGGUGAUGGUGGUGAAGGAAAAAUAAAAAGGUUUGAGGAAGAACGAAAUGGCUGAAUUUCUAAGGAGAAGGAAAGGGAAAUAAAUAUGUAAAAAUGCUAGAAAGUGCUAAUUUGCCUUCUCACGAUUCGCGCGUCGUUGCAAGCCCUGCGGUUGCAAGGAUCAGUGAACGGGAAAUAGAAUAAUUUGUUGUCUGCAAUGGACAAUGGAAGAGGCGGGAAAAUAGAAUUCUAAUAAUGACGUCGCGGCUUUGUGUUUUUAAGUCAAAGGCUAGUUAGACAAAAAGUUAUCACGUCAUCGGCUCUCAAGUAUUUCUAUUCCAAUUAAUGAGAUUUCCCUGCAAAAUAGUGGCCAAAUCGGUCACUAAUACAGUGCCGUAGCAAGGGUAAUAUAAGUGGGGGGGCACGCGAGCGCCGGAGGCGCGAGCCGUUAGGGGGUCUGGGGGCAUGCUCCCCCAGAAAAUUUUGAAAUCUAGAGGCUUGGAAAUGCUAUUUCCAGCGUUCUCCAAGAGCUGUUUGUGAUUUACGCAUAUCGCGAAUUAUUUACUUCGUACAGUGUCUCAGCAAACCAAUGCACAUUGAAAGUGCAACACUUGCAACGUGGAUUACAAAAUAGAAAACCGACUAUCUCUGUAUCUUGAAACCAGCAAAUGUUUCACCUUUCAGAGUCAUCAUAGUAAGUUCGUAGUUAUUAAACUGUCUGAGUAGCCUUAGAGGCAAAUGUAAACUUCAUCGGCAGGUGGUUUUUUGAAAACUUCCCAAACAGUUGCUUGCGCCGCUGGUUGUCCCCCACAAACAAAUUGGCGACCUCCACCAUGUCAAUACCAUCUGCCAAUUCCUUGUGGACAUGCAGAAGCAUGAGGUGGUUGAGCCUGCCCUCUCCCAUGGUUGAACGCAGGUAGGUCUUGACUCGCUUUAAGGCGGAGAAGGAGCGCUCGCUGACGGCAUUGGUAGCUGGCAUGACAAGCAUAAGCUUACCAAGGGUGCAAAUCUCACUCAGUAGGAGUUCGCGAGCAUUUCCGAGUGACUGAAAAAAGUUCAGCAGAUCAGCGAUGUCGAAUCGGGAAGUGUCGUACCCCAUUGCCUGCACUACUUCUGGAAGCAGGGACAGCUGGGCUUCUAGCUUGUACUGCUGCAGGUCAGUAUCCCCGUACACGGCCAUCACUUUCGCUAGCUCUUCGUCAUGGUCUUCGCCUGCUACCGCCUUCAGAAGAAGUUCCUGUAUGCUUUUAUGCUUUUUAGGAAAAAAAACUGGGGGGGGCACGGCCCCCCCCGGCCCCUCCCCUUGUUACGGCACUGUAUACUACUCACUCCCGAUCGGUUUCCGUUACAGCGAGGGUUAAAAGAAUAAAGUUAUACUUUCUGGAGCUAAAAUAUAGUUUCUGUAUUCAAGUGUUCCGUACGUCCCUACGUACUCAAAAGGGAUUAUAGUCCUUAUAAAGAGAGUAUGUUUUAGUCGAUCGUUAAACACACAAACAGUCAGCUCACUGCUGUCUGUGUAAUGGUGUGUCCGAAAUAACGAUGAGUCAGCAAUUUGAAAUUUGAAAUUUGCUAGAGGCUAGCUGUCUCAUUUUUAUUUGUCUUGUCGUUGUUUUUGACAGAACCGCGGUCUAGACGACAAAGAACUUCUGCCAUAUUUUCCGUACCGUGACGACAGCGACCUACUAUUGCUGGUUAUAAGGAGGAUGGUAGAGGACUACGUGAGCACGUAAUCAUAUGAGCAUUUUUUCAUUCUGUUCAUUUCUCUUCACUGCUCGAUUGGAGUUUUGAUUUUCAAAACUUAUAAUUAUUAAUCGAGUCAUAGCUAGAGUCCCAACACUAUUGCAAUUCAAUUAUGGCUAGUUUUUACAAGAAUUUGGUUUCAUCAAAUGAGUUAGCAAACUCAGUUUACCACCGUGUUGCCCCGUGUGCUUGUAGAAUCCGGAAUCCAAGACUUUGGAAUCCGUAAUUCAGUACAAGGAAUCCGGAAUCCCUCUAACGAUUAGAGUCCAGAAUCCAAGUUCCACUGACACGAAAUCUCGAAUCCAGUACCUGAAAUCCUGAAUCCAGAGCGUGGAAUCCAGAUUCCAAGACUGGAUUACUUUGCGGGGGUGAACCGUGAAAAGAUUGAAAGGUUGACGUUUACACCACCAUACUAGCUCUUCUGAUGGAUUUACUCUGACAAAGGGCUAGCGCUGGCGCACGAAAAUCACUUUUUCAGACCUUGCACUGUACUUUUCAGACCCAGUUAAUAAAAUCAAAUAACUGUAUUUCACCUUCACUGUUGCUUUUAUAAUUAUGCACUCCAUUUAUUUAUGGCUCCCAUUGCUUUCAAACCAAAUUUAUAAUUACUAAGUCCAUAUAUAUUAAAGCCAUCAACACUCAGUCCAGUUACUGGCUAGUCCUCAAGCAAAUUCUUCGAGUCUUCAGUCCAGUCCGAUAGCCUGGAUAGUCUUGACAGGUGUCUCUGACGAUGAUCCGAUAUAACAAAUGUUCUUUUUUGAAUAUAGUGCUAUUCCAAAUGUUUGGUAACUUUUUAAAGAACGAAUGCUUUCUUCUUUAGGUACUAUCGUCGCGACAAAGACGUGAGGGACGAUAAAGAGCUGCAGGCCUUUGUAAAUGAGUUGUCCAUCGACGGCACUGGCCCCGAAGGUGGAAGUGGACAGGUAUGGAGAAUGCCGUGGUGCACCCGUACUACUGUUUUGAAUUUUUCAUUAAGCGCCCAUAUGUAUAAUUUUUGAUGUGAAACGGAAGCGCUCGUGGAAUAAUGGUUAGUCAGGGAUCUUGGCUCAAAUAAUUCUUCUUUCUUUCUUUCGGUACAAAUAUAAUUUUAUAAUUUCAGGGAGUGGCACUCCAUAUGUCAUGUCUUCGAUUUACAAUGUAUAACCCGGAUGUAAAACGUGUAUUUAAAGGGAAUAAAAGUACCUCAUUCGUCUUCCCUUACUUCCUCUUUUAUGACCAGGCGGUUUAGCGUCUUCCUGUCGCAAAAGCACCUAAAUAAAGGACAGUAGGGCUGCCUUACGAAGUGACCCUAUUUGCAGUAAAAUAUACAAUAGCAGAACCCACGACGCAAAACAGCCAAACCUGACCAGAUAAAAAUGUUUCCAACUCUUCUGUCGCCAGGUAAAAGACUUUCCUUCUGUUUUAAGUGAAAGGAUCGAAGUGGUCGACAUGGUAACAAGGUUGCUAUGGUUACUAAGCGUGAAACACGCCACCGUUAACUACCCUGUGAGUGACUAUGGAGCUUUCACGCCUCUUUUACCCACCAAGAUUUUCAAUGAUACUCGCGUUCCACCAGGAGACUUUUCCAUCUUGAAUUUACCAAAUAGUGACAUAUCUUCAGUAAGUGUUUUAAAGUCUUAAUGAGUCAACAAAUUAUUUAUUUUCAUUUCAUAAAUUUAUUUAAUCAUAAAUUUUAUGAUGAUGAUUAUUAUAAUUUAUCGAGUUAUAGUACAGAAGUGCUUGUAAUUUUUCAAAAAAAGCUUUGUAUAUGUUUGCGCUUAAUUAUGGCGUUCAGCGCUGGCCGAACUUUGGUCAGCGUAAACAAAUAGGUAAAUCGUGCACUAGUUACUGAUCAUGGCCCAUCAGAGACCUCGUUUUACCUUCUACACGUUAUAAUUCUUGUCUUUACCAGAAACAAAAACCACUACCAUUUUUUUCAAAUAAAACCUUGGAAACUGGUGUUCCUGUACAUGUAAAUUUCGUUUUCAGGCCAGCGUGGUCAUGUCACAGACAAAAAUUGCGAGUCUGAUCUAUCGACCACAUGGCCACUGCUAUUCACUCUCGUGCGCUCACAAAGUUGGUCUUUAAUUUUCAAAAAAGAGAAAUUACUUUCUCGCAGAUAAUAAAUUAUUGUAUUGCGUCUUUUCGCUAACAAAUGCUAUUUAGGGUGUUGAGUGAGGGAGUGUUGCCCAACCCCCUGCAUGUUGUUGAUGACUGUCGAAUUCAAGGCCUUCUUGUUCUUCCACCGAUUUUUUUUUUCUUAUCAUUCUUCUAAUUAUUAUUUUUUCUCACUCCCUUCAGGCACAAGUUGAGGUGGCCAUGAACGUCGGGGCAUACCAUUAUGAUACGCUAUUUGAUUAUUAUGCUGAGCUUUCAGAUCCUGAGGCGAGGAAACGCGUGCGAUUUUACUACUACUACUUUCAGUAUGCUAUCAGCCCAAUGCUAAAGUUCAGAAACUACAGAAGAUUCAGAAAAGGACACCUGACAUACCCAUAUUUACAGUACCCUUGGCUUCCGAACGGGAUUCAAACAUAG
This is a messenger RNA of Porites evermanni, 8360 nucleotides long. NCBI's taxonomy places the organism in Eukaryota, Metazoa, Cnidaria, Anthozoa, Scleractinia, Poritidae. The record is from the annotation of a GenBank genome assembly.